This is a messenger RNA of Clupea harengus (Atlantic herring), 6114 nucleotides long. RefSeq names its product solute carrier family 17 member 9b (gene slc17a9b). Gene Ontology annotation, biological process: transmembrane transport; ATP transport. The record is from RefSeq and is a predicted model, not a curated record. Gene Ontology annotation, molecular function: transmembrane transporter activity. Gene Ontology annotation, cellular component: membrane. Lineage: Eukaryota; Metazoa; Chordata; Actinopteri; Clupeiformes; Clupeidae.
GAAAUGUAACCUAUUUGGUAUUUUAAACGCCCCGGCCUAAAUACCAGACUACUGCAGUCUGAAAUAUUUCUUGUUCCACUACAUGGUGGGGAGAAAACCCCUGAUAAUGGCACAUUAAACACGUGGACUAACAACAAACCCUACCAUGCCAUACGCUUAUGCAGCACAAGCAGGAAUGACGACCGCAUAAAGGACCAGCAGCAGUAACGUAUUCCCCGCGCAGCAUAUUGUAUAAAGCUAGCUGGUCGUGGGACAUGGACUAAUGUCUAAAGUGCACAACCUUUGCCGUGGAUCACCAAAGGAAUAACUUAUAUCCGAGAUAGACGGUCCUGCUGUGUCAUUCGAGCAUCCGGUUCGCGUUGUUUUAUCAAACGUUAGCUAGCAACUGAUGGAAACUCGCUGUAUCACCUUGUGAUGGACGCAUCACUUUCUACUGUGUAUUGAAGGAAUUCAUUACAAUCGCUUGUUCACCAUGAAGGACAGACUCGGCAAACAGAAUAAGGUUACGUCGUUGAACACUGUGAGCAUGUUUGUUUCAUGGAUACAUUUGCGUUGUUUUGGAAGGGGCUGAGUCACGAUACUUCCUGAUUGAACCUACCGUUGGCAGGAGGAACUGCGUGGCUAGAAAAAAAAACUGACACGUGGAUUUACCAUCACUUGUAGGGAAAGGAAAAGAGGUGGCACUCUUGUUGAGCUCGUCUCUAACUUGUGCCACAAGAUAUGCGUUCUUUUGCUAUGUGAAAUACUGUUGUGGAAAGUUCAACGGUUUGGAGGGGAUGCCACGGAAUCAUUUAAGAAGAAGCAAAGCAUUCAUACCCCUUCUCGAAAACUAGCUAUCGUUACCUGCGCUGAAUCUGAACUGUUGUAGUGGGGGUCGCAAAGAGGAAUAUUUGUCAUUGAAUGGCAAUUCUACAAAAACAUGGAAAGAACUCUAGUCCAGACUUGGCAAGUCUUAAAGAAAACCCUGCCGAUAAUUUCGGGGCAGCUGGAUGUCAGAAGAAGUGGGCAGAGUCAAGUUCAAAUUGGUCGAGACCGGUAGCACGAGUAUGGACCGUGGUGCUUCUGUUGGGCACCUGCCUGCUAUACUGUGCCCGUGUGGCCAUGCCAAUAUGUGCGGUCACCAUGGCGGAGCGGUACAAAUGGACCAAGAGGGAGUCCGGCAUGGUGCUGGGCAGCUUCUUCUGGGGCUACUGCUUUACUCAGGUCAUCGGGGGCUACAUCAGUGAUCGGGUGGGUGGUGAGAAGGUGCUCCUGCUGUCAGCUGCUGCAUGGGGGGCCAUGACUGCCUUCACCCCAAUCCUGGCCCACUUCUGCUCCCAGCCCAUUGUCUCCAUGACCCUGGCCCGCUUCCUCAUGGGACUGCUCCAAGGAGUGCACUACCCCUCGCUGGCCAGUCUGUGCUCUCAGAAGGUGGUGGAGAGUGAGAGGGGCUUCCUCAUGAGCACUGUGGGAAGUGGCUCCUACCUGGGGACCCUGGUGAUUGGAGGGGCAGGUUCACUCAUGUUGGAUUUGUAUGGCUGGGAGAGUGUGUUCUAUGUCUCCGGCCUGCUUUCUCUUCUCUGGGCCUACUGCAUGUGGAAGUACCUGCUGAAAGGAGAGGGUCCCAUUAUCACUCUGGAGUCCCUGGGAACUCGAGGCACCCAGUCCAAACUGUCCCGGAGGAACUGGCUGCGCCUUUUUAAACAGCCUGCAGUGUGUGCUGUCAUUGUCACACAUCUCUGCACCGCAAGCACUUUCUUCACGCUGUUGUCAUGGCUGCCCACCUACUUCAAGGACACUUUCCCAGAUGCCAAGGGCUGGGUGUUUAAUGUGGUCCCAUGGUUUGUGGCCAUUCCCUCUUCGCUAUUCAGUGGCUGCCUUUCGGAUCACCUCAUCAGCCAAGGCUUUGACACCGCCUCAGUCAGGAAGCUGAUGCAGUUCUUUUCCAUGGGUGUCUCCAGCGUGUUUACCCUGCUCCUGUGUGGCACCACCACCUUCCCCACAGCCGUGGCAUUCGUGUCGGCCACCAUGGGCUUCACCACCUUCAGCCACAGUGGGGUGUCGGUGAACGUUCAGGAUCUGGCCCCAUCUUGUGCGGGAGCUCUUUUUGGUGUGAUGAAUACCUGUGGUGCGUUUUCAGGGGUCAUCAUGGUGUAUUUGGCAGGGUAUCUGAUCGAGUCCACAGGCUCCUGGUCAUCAGUCUUCAUGCUCAUCACGGUAGUGAACCUCCUGGGCCUUGCCAUCUUCCUGGCUUUCGCCGAGGCACGGCGGGUUGACAUAGAUGGAGCCAAGCCCCGGUACCACAACAUCCACAUCUGACCUGAGGGCCAGGCAGGAUCCAUGGGUAGGACCCCCCCCCCCACAGCCAGGGGAGGUCACAGAAGACAACGCUGGGUAUUUGUGGGAUCUGUUAAGUUUUUUUUCCCCCAAGAGCGCUAGAUGGCAGCACUGGGAGGGACCCAAGAACUGCUGUGGUAACAGUUCACAUAAUGUUUUUUUUUUUUUUUUUUUGUUUUUUUUUUUUUUUUUGUUAGACACACACAUCAGUACAUCUUUCUUUGUAAUUUUCAGGAAACGAAAGACAAUGCUAAAUGUAAUUCCGUUUAAACCUAGUGUUAAACCUAGCCAAGUGCUGUCUGUUUAGAUGGGCUUGGUUGAGGUAAAUAGAGUUCAGAGCUGGGUAAAGUAGAUCAGAGGGACUCGAAUGUGCCACCAUUUCAGACUCCAAGAGUCGUUUUAGUAGACAGUCCCCUCAGAACCCCAAAUGCACUCAUGCACACGCACACGCAGUAGACAGUCCCCUCAGAUCCCCAGAUGCACUCAUGCACACGCACACGCACAAACACACAAACACUCACACACACAACUCGCAUGUACAAACAAACCACAUACACCUGUGAUCCAGUGAUGAGCAUUUGAUCUAAAAAGCUCUAUCACCCACACACAUCAUCACAUACUUUUUGUUACUUAAUUUAUUGCAAUAUUUUAAGGUAAGAUUUAGGAAUGAACAGAUUUCAUUAAUAAUAAUUCAUUAUAACAUAUCUAUGAACUUAAUUACUAUACUUUAGAUUGUUCUUAGGAUUCAUUAUUAUAUCAGAUAAUCAUCACAAGUGAUUUUAUUAUGAUUACAAUUGCAUGAUAUUCACAAAUACCUCAAUUAUAUAAUUAUCAUUAACAUGAAUGAUUUUGUAAUGAUUUAAUAAGAGAAACAUUUUUCUUUUCUAAGACCACAAAGUCUGCACAUUUAUGUUUAUGUUUUUGUGUGAGUCAAUGUAAAAUUGUUUACAAAGCGCACACUUACAAGAAGUUUGUGUUUGUUUGUGUGGAUUUGAAAGCAGGAGGCCUGAUAUUUCACCCUGGCAGCAGUGGCCUAGGAUUAUUCCCUGGCCUAAUGAGGCCUCUAUCUGGAACUCUCUUUUCAAUGAGGAAAGGUCACAGUUGUGUUUCACAAUGUGAUUCUUCAGUUAGCUAUAACUGUGGUCAAAAUGGACUGAAUGGUUGUUCAGUUGUCAGCCAGUUCAUGAAAGAUACAUAAGCAUCUCCUUUCAUUAGACAUCUGGUCAUUGGUCGGCCAUCUUAUGAGUUAAUUUUCGUCAGAGAGUAAUGUCGCCUUUUCAAAUAAUGGCCUUUUGAAUGCAGUGGAUUUGGGGGGUGGGCUGGGGUGGGGUGGUAAGGCAGUGAGCUGAAUGUGAAGAGCUUCGGUAUUUAGCUUUACACCAGAGCCUGGAGUUGUUGGCUGCCUUUAUUAGAGUGAGUGGGAUUGAAGUGAUUUUUCAGGACCAGCUUAUGCAGUGCAGCGACUGUUGACAUGUCCAGAGGGUGGAAUGGUCGAGUUAUAGAAGUGGAGUGCAGAUUCUGUCUGUUGGAUAAAUAAUGGUUUGUCCCAGUAGCAUCUGUUGUAUAGGCAGUAGGCUUUGUUAACUCGGUUAAGAGAAAGGAUCCCCAGAGGGAUUGUGCGUUCCAUUAUUUGAGUUGUGAUUUUUUAUUUUUUUUUUUUACCAAAAUAUAUGUAUUCCAAAUCAAUGUAUUUAUUUUGAGUUAAGUUAGAGAAGAAAUUUAUAUAUAUAUAUUUAUGGUCAAAUCCAAAGGUGUCAAUCAGAACAGUAAAACGUUUUUCUUUCUUCUGGUGUUUUGUUUAGCCUUCAGCAUCUAAUACUUUCUAGCAUUCCUAAUCAGAUGAUCAGAGAUUUGAGGCCAGUAUAUUACAUGGCUGAAUGUUCCGUUUUUGCCUGAUUUCAGUAUCAUUGUUUUUGUAUCCCUUAGAGCCUCUUGUUCAGUUGUGUAACAUUUUACAUACAUGUUAAUUCACAUGGCACAUACCUAUUGCACCAAAAGCUGUCUGUUUGUAGAAUAUUGUAAAGCAAAGCUAUUUAAGGUCAUGAACAGAUUGGCCAGCUGACCAAAGAGUUACUGAGUUACUCAAGAAAAGGGGGGAAAACAAAGAUGGUCUGUAAUCUCACAGAGGAGUCUCUAUACAACCUGAACUGUAACAUCUAUAGUGAACUGAAAUCCUAGUUCCUGUCUCGGUUAAGUAGACCGUAUCAAAGGUUAUGGGGAGCAGUGUAGCACGAUCCAUGUUGAAAACCUUGUUUGCCAUUGGCGCCAUUUUGGCCACGUCAGCUUUGGCAUUUUAAUAGAAUGGGAGAGUUCAGUGAAUGUUUUUUUACAGAGCCUUAAAAAGCGCAAGACACUGGACACCUCAUCAAAUAAUUACAGAUUUCAUUUAUUCUCAGAUAUAUCUCUCACAUUCAGUUUUCACUUUGCCAUGCUCUGUUAUAUUUAAACUCACUUGUUGAUGCUUUGAUCUGGCUCUUAAUUGCCCUCUGCACUUCUGCUGUCACUCUAAAGGUCAGCAUAUCGGAGGACUGAAGUAGAGGUCACUUAGUUUAACAUUGCAUUAUGGAGUCCUCUCUGUUACAGUGUAAAUGAUCCAAUAGUGAGACAGGAGACUCAUUUCAGAAAUCAAACUAAGAAGGCUCAAGGGUCAUUCCAUGUCAAAUCAACCAGGGGAUCCUACCUCAAAAUUUUAAAUAGGUACAGCCUCAAGUGUUACAUUAUUUAUGCACUAAAUUGUGUUCUGUAUGGGAAUUGAGUGGAAAUGUGUUCAAUUUUUGAUUGUUGAAAAUAAGCUAAAUUUGACAUUUUCAUUCUGGAGCCCUCUUUACAGGCCAGUCUCUGCCAGAUUAAAUCACCUAUUGCCUUGAAACGGCACAGGUGCCCACUGAAGCUUUUUUUUUUACAGCACAAGACGAUAUUAAUUGGAUAUAUUUAAACAUUUCUGAACCAACUAAAGAUCUGUCACAAUGUGUUUUUGAGUGGCUGUAUGUGACCCAAAUCCCAGUAUACCAAACUGACUGGAAGCUUGUAGACCAAGUACAUAUCUGUCCCUGUAUGCAAAAUGAUAGGUAUACAACAUUUUGUAUACAUCAUAAGUUGAAUUGACAUGAAAUGACCCUCAGGGGGGUUUCGUGGCACUUGCCACCCCUACACAGUAAAUGCCUAUACUCACCCAUGCGUGCGCACACUCACGUGGUAGACUGUGCUAGAUUUCUAUAUAGAUUACAUGUAAAUGUCUAUGUACAUUUAUUGAUAGUACUGACAUAUAGGGUGCUAUUUGAGGUAUUUUAGACUUAGGAUAACCACCAAUAUUGUUCUACACAUAAACCUAAUGACUGAUGGCAAAUAGAAAUACUCUUGACCAAUUCUUUGUAUAAUUAUUUUCACAUCUUCAGAACUGUGCUGUUUUCAGACCAUUUGGAUCUUCCUUUUUUGCCAUAUGGAAUUUUUGCCUAUUCUUUUCAUCUGUCUGUGAGUCUGGUUGUAUGUUUAAAAUGUCUUUGAUUUAAAAACAUUCCAUUCCAUGUGGAUACUUGUGAGAUCUUAUGCCCAGUCUGAAGGCCUUUGAUAUGCACUGUAUCACAGUUUAACACAUGGCCAUUCUGCAGAGCCAAGUUAUGUUCAGCUAUGUAAAGAAUAAGUGCUUAUUUGUAUUUGUUUAAAAAUAUUGUGAAUGUGAUGCAUAGAAUUAUUCUGAAGAUGUAUAUAAAAAGAAAUGCAGUAUUUCAUUGCUUUGGAGGGAGAAAUAUGUAUUUGUAUACAUAUUUUGAAUUUUCAAUAAAUAAUAUCUAUAUUUUA